Fomitiporia mediterranea MF3/22 is the source of this 2788-nucleotide messenger RNA. RefSeq lists its product as uncharacterized. Gene Ontology annotation, biological process: regulation of chromosome condensation. The record is from RefSeq and is a predicted model, not a curated record. The transcript is spliced from 10 exons. NCBI's taxonomy places the organism in Eukaryota, Fungi, Basidiomycota, Agaricomycetes, Hymenochaetales, Hymenochaetaceae. Bases 1 to 2727 code for a protein of 908 amino acids.
AUGAGCUCAUCUACAAAGCCCGUACGGACAUACAGUAGACGGCAAUCGACCAAGUAUGCGUCAGGAUCAUCUACUGUGUCCCCUGAGUACAGUGGCAGGACCACGUCCUCGAAUAGAGUUAGCGAUGUGGAUGAACGUCCUCGAAAGCGCAGAACACUCCUCGAUACUUCACGGGAUGCAACUAGCCAAGAGGAACUGAUAUCGCUUCUGAAUACACCGUCAAAGCGUAACAGCCAGAGUUGGACCGGUUCUCCUGACCUGGCAACAAUCCCAUCCUCACCGACUGGUGGCAAGAGUGCAGAAACUGCUGUCUCCCGUAAUAAGAAAGGGAAAGAGAUAGAGUUGCACGGUGCCCUGAACCGAACGUCCUCUGUGCCUACCGCAACUCGUGAUCCAUCACCUUGCUCGACAAGUGAAUCGUCAACGUCGCACCUUACGACUCCGAAGAAACCCAAAGACCUAACCAGCAUAUUCGAAGCCGCAUCUCCGCAGCGCAGAACGCAGUCACAGGGUGACAGCCCCCUGAACUCACCGAGGAAGUCUGGAAUUACAAAGAAGAUGCUCUCACGUUCGCAGACAGAGAGUUCAAUCGAAUCUUCGCCUUCCAAGACGAACGAGCUCACUCCUAAGUCCAAGUCUCUUGUGAUACCUCGAAAGGCAGGCGCAUCAAGGGAUAAUGGAACCCCAACUACAUCUCCCGAGAAGGAACUUUCUCGCAGUAUAUCUCGAAAUUCCGUCACAUCCACUAGUGCUCAACCUCAACGAGAAAGCACUAGCAACACUCGCACAUACGCUGGGAAAUCUCGUUCCUUCCUCGUCGCACUGCCAGCAGCUGGACUCCUUACUCAAACCGGUGAACCGGGUAUGAAGAAGGAGACCUGGGAUGAAGAUGAUGAAGAGAAUUUGAGAGUCAGUUAUGCGGAGUUGCGAGAACGAUUCGGCAUAGAUAACUCUGAUGGAGUCGAUGCCGCAACUGGUGAUGCUGACUCCACUGGAGAGGGUCUCUCACUCUACAAUCCUCUAUCUUCCAUAACAGACUUACGUUCCAAAGGCGAGUCAAGACGCUUUCGCGACGAAGUAGGCUACCUAUUCGAAGGUCUUGAACCGAACGGGGCGCUUACUGUCCGCCGGAGCUCCGCUUUUGAUAUUGUGUCAAAGCUAAGCGAUCAAGAAUUCUGGAGAAAAGCAAAGGCGGCAGGGUUCAUACCAGAGAUUUGGGAACGUUUACGUGCAGCAGGUGCUGGUAAUGGCGACAAGGUCCUCGAUCCGAUUUUAUGCUGUUUCGUCUCUCUGGCAUCAGAGGAUCCACGGGAUGUCUCAUUAUUAGCCAGUGCUGAUGACUUAGUUGAAACAGUCAUUACGCUUCUUGCAACCCAUGCCAUAAAUGACCCCUUAGCUUCGAGCUUGUCAAACGACAGGAUGAAACUUGAUAAAGCAGAGACUUUGAUAUUAAAACGCCUGCGUGACAUCAUAUCUACAAAACAUAACAUCCCAUCCAUUCGCCUUCUGCUAUCCUGCUUGCUUUCGUCCGCGCCUACGCUUGCUUUGCCUCAAAUAACUUCUUUACUAGACAGCACGAUCAGAGACUUCACAAGUGUUUGCAGCCGUUUGGCGGCAUACAAAUCUGGUCUGGAGCUCUUAAGCGAUACAUCACAUUCUGGCGGCUCCUCCGAGAAACUUUGUUUCGGCCAUAUUUAUAAUUGCUUAGUAGUUUUGGAUUUAUACCUUAUUGAAUUGGAAGCUGAAGGGAGUUCGUUGAAACUGUCGAAGAUGGAUUUACGGGAACGGUACCGAGCAAUGGCGAGUUGGCUAGUGGCACUGCUCGUUGUUACAGACAUCAUGAAUCGAAGUGACUUGUCGGACGGUCUCCGCGCACAAGCAUCUCGAUGCAAUGAACUUGCCUUCCGCAUCCUCAUAAACCUUACCAAUGGUAGUUCGACAUGGACAGAUGCUGUCGCAGCAGAUCCGUACACUCUGUCGUCAACUGUCCGGUUAACUGUUGCCGCACACCGUGCAGUACUGAGCUCGAACGCCAAAAAAUUGGACACAGAUGCCUCGACGCAUGAUCAGGAUGUGCUGACUUCUCCCAUGGAUCGAUUGUGUCUGGCUCUGGCGCUGUUGACGAAUCUUCUGCAGGAGCGAGAUAACUUGGCGUAUUCACUCCAAAAUAUCGUAAUUGAUCCCGCGUGCGAUGGACAAAGGUCGUGCCUGGUGGGUUGUCGAUGCGACAACAGCAUAAGCGCGGUCUCAGCCCUCGUCAACAUGUACAUCUCAUUCCUGAAGAGUGAAGUUGAUGAUUUGGAAUUGGAUUUUCAUUUCCUACGGGGUCACCUCGCAGUUAUCGUCGGUCUUCUGCUCCUUCAGUUACACAAUCCGGAUGUCGACUCCGCUCCGUCGUCCUUGCUAUCUACUUCACCGGCUCAAACCCCUUUCCAAUUAAUCAUGGAUGCUCUCCCGGGUCCAAGCAACUCUGGAACUAAAAGACUUGACGCACUCAUCGCAAAUGUCGAGGAGUUUUCCCAUUUGUAUACGACGCUAACGAGUAAGAUAGGUCGCCACGGUCAGCACCAUGCCUCAUCCAUCGGAGAUGGUAUUAGAGAUGGGAGUGAUGACAUCAUUGCAAAGGAUCGGGUCGCCUUGAGUUCGGAGUUGGGCUCAGGCUCGGACGUUGUAGCGGAAGUGGCCGUUUCCUUGCGUGCGCUCUGUGCAGAGCUGCGAAGUCGAUAGGACCAUUGUAUUUCACUGAUACAUUAAGAAACAAGGUACAGGACGGGUGGAUCGACGUCCG